This is a messenger RNA of Miniopterus natalensis, 4790 nucleotides long. NCBI's taxonomy places the organism in Eukaryota, Metazoa, Chordata, Mammalia, Chiroptera, Miniopteridae. The record is from RefSeq and is a predicted model, not a curated record.
AGCUAUUAUUCUAUGACAGUAAACUACUCAAGACGACACCAUAUGCCCCAUUCAGAUUUCCUUCUAGACAAUUCUCUUCUCAUUCACUUGUUCCAUCAUCAUCUGUUUGGGUCCAUCUUCCUCAGACUUUUCUGGACUGUGGGUUCCUUGAAGGCAGAGUCUGUAGAACUCAGCGGUCUGGUAUGUAAGGAUUACUCAGCUCGCUGAGAAAAUGAAUGAAGGCUUUAAUAACUUACGCUGAGGCUUUGCAGGAUACAAAGCUCGCACCUAAGGGAAACCUGAGACCCUUAAGACACUUGUCCUUGGGGACUGGUGUCCCCAGGACAUUUGCCCAGGAAAAAACUGCUUUCUACCAUUCAGGGUCAUAUCUUCCUCCGACUCUGCUGUAUUUGGCAUUGUGUGGGCACCUGUUCUCUGAGUGGGCGCCCAGUCUCCCCUGUAGAAAACGUCACUUCUGUGCUCCUUUUAACUCUGCUUGGUUUCGGCAGGUCACCACAAAUGGCCUCAUUGCCAUGAGUGAACCCCCGGCCACAGAAUCCCAUCCUGGGCUCUUCCCUCCGACCUUUGGAGCAGUGGCACCAUUCCUGGCAGACCUGGACACAACAGACGGCCUUGGGAAGGUUUACUAUCGAGAGGACUUCUCCCCCUCCGUCACCCAGCUGGCAGCGGAGUGUGUCCAGAGAGGGUUCCCGGAAGCCUCCUUCCAACCCAAAAGUGUGGUGGUUGUCACUUGGGACUCUGUCGCCCCCUACCAAGGGCCCAGCGAGGACCCCGCCCAGGAAGGCAAGAGAAACACCUUCCAGGCGGUCCUGGCCUCCUCUGGCUCCAGCUCCUACGCCAUUUUCCUUUACCCUGAAGACGGUCUGCAGUUCACGACGACGUUCUCAAAGAGGGACAAGAGCCAGGUCCCAGCCAUGGUCGCCUUCAGCCAAGGGCUGGUGGGACUCCUGUGGAGCAGCGAUGGCGCUUAUAACAUAUUUGCUAACGACAGAGAAUCAAUUGAAAAUUUGGCCAAGAGCAGCAACUCUGGGCAGCAGGGCGUCUGGGUGUUUGAGAUUGGGAGUCCAGACACAGCCAGUGGCGUGGUGUCCUCGGACGUUAGCCUGGGACUCGACGAUGAAGAGUAUGAUGAUGAAGAUUAUGACUCCGUGCCAAGUCUGGGCCCAGAGGAUGUGGGCACCACUCUCUUCCCCUCUGAGGCCCCGAGAAGGGGAGACGCUGGCCCACACAGCAGGCACAGAGCCUCCCCCCGCCGCCUGGCCACCGACAGACCCGCCGGGCCUUCCACUGAGAGGACCAGGUCUUUCCAGUUGCCCGGGGAGAGGUUCCCCCAGCAGCACCCGCAGGUCAUAGACGUGGAUGAAGUUGAGGAAACGGAAGUUGUCUUCAGCUACAACACGGACUCGCGCCCCACGUGCGCCACCAGCCGACACCAGUGCUCGGUGCACGCCGAGUGCAGGGACUUCGCCACCGGCUUCUGCUGCAGCUGCGUCGCGGGCUACACGGGGAACGGCCGGCAGUGCGUGGCCGAAGGUUCCCCCCAGCGAGUUAACGGCAAGGUGAAGGGAAGGGUCUUUGUGGGGAGCAGCCCAGUCCCCGUCGUGUUUGAGAACACCGACCUGCACUCCUACGUGGUGAUGAACCACGGGCGCUCCUACACGGCCAUCAGCACCAUCCCGGAGGCCGUGGGCUAUUCCCUGCUCCCUCUGGCCCCCGUGGGCGGCAUCAUCGGAUGGAUGUUUGCGGUGGAGCAGGAUGGAUUCCGGAACGGGUUCAGCAUCACAGGGGGCGAGUUCACCCGCCAGGCUGAGGUGACCUUUGUGGGGCACCCAGGCAAGCUGGUCAUCAAGCAGCGGUUCAACGGCAUCGAUGAGCACGGACACCUGACCAUCGACACGGAGCUGGAAGGCCGUGUGCCGCAGAUCCGGGUUGGCUCCUCGGUGCACAUCGAGCCCUACACGGAGCUCUACCACUACUCCCGCGAUGUGAUCACAUCGUCCUCCACCCGGGAGUACACCGUGACAGAGCCUGAGCGGGAUGGUGCUGCUCCCUCGAAUGUCUACAGUUACCAGUGGCGCCAGACCAUCACCUUCCAGGAGUGUGUCCACGAUAGCUCCCGGCUCGCCCUGCCCAGCACCCAGCAGCUCUCGGUGGACAGUGUGUUUGUCCUGUACAACCAGGAGGAGAGGAUCUUGCGAUAUGCUCUGAGCAACUCCAUCGGGCCUGUGCGAGAAGGCUCCCCGGACGCCCUGCAGAACCCUUGCUACAUCGGCAGCCAUGGGUGCGACACCAACGCGGCCUGUCGGCCGGGCCCCGGGACGCAGUUCACCUGCGAGUGCUCCAUCGGCUUUCGAGGAGACGGACGCAUCUGCCACGAUAUCGACGAGUGCUCAGAACAGCCCUCGGCAUGUGGGAGCCACGCCGUCUGCAAUAACCACCCAGGGACCUUCCGCUGCGAGUGUGUGCAGGGCUAUCGGUUUUCUGAGGAUGGCACGUGCGUGGCUGUCGCGGACCAGCGCCCUAUCAACUACUGCACGACAGGCCUGCAUGACUGCGACAUACCCCAGCGGGCCCAGUGCGUCUACACGGGUGGCUCCUCCUACACCUGCUCUUGUCUGCCAGGCUUCUCUGGGGACGGCCGGGCCUGCCAAGAUGUGGAUGAAUGCCAGCCAAGCCGCUGUCACCCUGAUGCCUUCUGCUACAACACUCCGGGCUCCUUUUCAUGCCAGUGCAAACCUGGUUACCGGGGAGAUGGCUUCCGCUGCAUGCCUGGAGAAGCGGAGAAAACCCGCUGCCAGCUCCAGCGAGAACACAUUCUCAGGACAGCGGGGGUGGCUGGCCCACAGCAACCCCUACCCCUGGGGCUGUUUGUCCCUGAGUGUGACGAGCACGGGUACUAUGUGCCCACCCAGUGCCAUGGCAGCUCCGGCUACUGCUGGUGCGUGGACCGCGACGGCCGUGAGCUGGAGGGCACCAGGACCAGGUCCGGGAUGAGGCCCCCCUGUCUGAGCACAGUGGCUCCUCCGAUUCACCAUGGACCCUCAGUUCCUCCCGCCGUGAUCCCUCUGCCCCCUGGAACCCACUUACUCUUUGCCCAGGCUGGGAAGAUAGAGCGCCUUCCGCUGGAGGGAAGCACCAUGAAGAAGAUGGAAGCCAAGGCAUUGCUGCAUGUCCCGGAUAAAGUCAUCAUUGGACUGGCCUUCGACUGUGUGGACAAGGUGGUUUACUGGACGGACAUCAGUGAGCCUUCCAUUGGGAGAGCCAGUCUGCAUGGCGGGGAGCCAACCACCAUCAUUCGACAAGAUCUUGGAAGCCCAGAAGGCAUUGCCCUUGACCACCUUGGCCGCAACCUCUUCUGGACAGACUCUCGCCUGGAUCGAAUAGAAGUUGCAAAGCUGGACGGCACCCAGCGCCGGGUGCUGUUUGAGACGGAUCUGGUGAAUCCCAGAGGCAUCGUGGUGGACUCCGUGAGAGGGAACCUUUAUUGGACAGACUGGAACAGGGACAGCCCCAAAAUUGAGACUUCCUACAUGGAUGGCACAAACCGGAGGGUCCUCGUGCAGGAUGACCUGGGCCUGCCCAACGGGCUGACCUUUGAUGCCUACUCAUCCCAGCUCUGCUGGGUGGAUGCAGGCACCAGCCGGGCCGAGUGCCUGCAGCCUGGGCAGCCCAGCAGACGCAGGGUUCUUGAAGGGCUCCAGUAUCCUUUUUCGGUCACGAGCUUCGGGAAGAAUCUGUAUUACACGGACUGGAAGACGAAUUCUGUGGCUGCUGUAGAUCUUGCUGUUUCCAGAGAGACGGACACCUUCCACCCCCUGAAGCAGACCCGGCUGUAUGGCAUCACCACUGCCCUGUCUCAGUGUCCCCAAGGUCACAACUACUGCUCAGUGAACAAUGGUGGCUGCACCCAUCUCUGCUUGGCCACCCCAGGAAGCAGGACCUGCCGUUGCCCUGACAACACACUGGGAGUUGACUGUAUCGAGCGGAAAUGAAGACAAGAGUGCCUUGUUCCCUCACCAAGUAUUUCACAGCAACACCCUACUUCAAAGGGUCUAGACUAAAAACUGUCUGACUUGGUGGCUGAGUGGCCACCAGCCUGAGCCUCAACAACGUUCCCUCAUUGUCCCGAAAACAUAAGCCCUGAGCUUCUGGAAUGGGAAAGUCUCUUUUCCUACACAAAGACAGGACCACUGUCGUGUCCCCCCUCCCAAAUCAAAUUCCAGACCCUUAGGCAAGCAUAUACAGCCCUGAGUGAGGGUUAUAUGCCCCAUCCCUGUGCUCUGGAAGUGUUCCCUGGCUUAGCACCCCAGUGGUGAACAGACCUCCCAGGCCUGAGCUGCACCUUCCCUGUGGCCUUACAAGCUCAACCUCACUGACACACCCAUGACUUUGUCAGCUCCUUAAUACCAGCCAGGGCCGCAGCCCAUUGGAGCUUGAAUUGGGAGACACCCUUUCUGUGAAUAAUUGGAGUUUGUUUUCAGGGGCAAAUAUAUCCCCAAGAAUCACAAGGUUUGGGGAACAUGUAGAUCGUUUAUAUAGCCCAAUCCAUAAAUUAGUUUCACUUUCUUUUUAUAUUUAUCAUUCUAUAUCAAGCUCUCUAUAUCAAAUGUUUGUCAUGAUUUUGUAUAAUUUUUAUAACUUUUUUAAAUGGUAAAUUCUUGAACUGUGGAAACCAUUGAAGGUGCUUAUUAACUGUUACCCCAGUUUAUUCAAGUGUUGGAUGACUCCUUGAGUUUACAGCUAUAUAAAAUAUUAGUGCAGAAAAUAAAAAUAAAAUUUUUGGUAAUAAA